Molecule: messenger RNA, 3133 nt
Organism: Tarenaya hassleriana
Lineage: Eukaryota; Viridiplantae; Streptophyta; Magnoliopsida; Brassicales; Cleomaceae
Exons: 7
Coding region: 54-2936 (960 amino acids)
Biological process (GO): regulation of defense response to fungus
Source: RefSeq, a predicted model, not a curated record
CUCUUCUUCUUCCUCUUGCUUGAAGACAAUCACCGAAACCAGAAUCCUCGGACAUGAAGCAGAAGAAGAACCAGAGCAGAUCCUUGAACCCCUAUUCCAUGCAAACCCAUGAUGAAUCCGCCUCUUCACCCUCACCAAGAUUUCUCUCUCUUCUUCGUUCCAAGCUUUCUGGUGGUAGGGAACUUAAGCUUAUGUUCAGAAACAUAGGGAGGAAGAAGACAAACAACCGAACUACUCAAGCUAGACUUGUGAGAUGUCCCAAGUGUCAGAAGAUUCUCCAGGAGCCUGAAGAUUCUCCUCUUUAUCGAUGCAGUAGAUGCGACUCGGUUCUUCAAGCAAAACAUUGGACAUCAAAAGGGGAAGUUGCCCAGAUCAGCCAUAACUCUGUCCAAGAAGCUAUUCUUCUUUCUGCUGCUGAAGAAUCUGAAUCUGAAGAUGUCGGUUCUCUGGCAAGUAGUAGUAAGUAUUCAGUAAAGAAGACUCACCACCAUGUUGUGUAUGACACAGCUGCAUCAUCUUCUGGUGCGAGGAGUUAUGAUUCCGAAACUGCUUACAAGCAUGACAAGUCUGAUGAUGUUCUCGAAGAAUGGCUAAGACGGGACAAAUUCCGUCAGAAUGGUGAUUCUGUUAUGCGUGUUUCAGGCAGAAACUCUCCAUAUAGUGUAGGCAGAAGCGUGGAAACUGGAGACUGGAUCCAAAAAGGGCAAUACGAGAGUUCUCCUCGGAAUCCCUUCUAUCCAACGAGCCCGUCCCCUUCUUCUGCAUAUGAAUGUGCCAGUCCUUUCCAUGCAUCUUACGUUUCUGCAGCCGAGCAGAGUUAUAAUCAUCAACAGAACCGUUUCAGGCAAUAUCAAAGAGGCGGAUGGUCAGGAGAGAGUUCUGGUGCCUCAUCGAUCCAUUUCUCCCGGGAUACGACAGAUGCAAGGCACUACCAGUGGUCUGGACAAUCAUCACCAAUGCGAGAUUUUCAGUACCAAGGAUUUCCAGGCCAGGGUUUCUACGAUCAUAGCAGCUCUUGCACGGCAACUCCACAUCGUUCCGCACAAUCUGAGCAUUCUUAUCCUGCAUGGAGUUCAAAGAUUGAGUCAUAUAGCCAAAAGGGUACUUGCAGGGACAUAAAUGAUUAUGUUAAAGAGAGGAAUCAUGUGGUCAAGCAUCAUGUUCUUCCUGCUGCAGGAGGUGCACCUUUUGUAACUUGUUACUAUUGCUUACAACUUCUGCAGCUGUCUGAGGGGUUUCUUCAAGGCAAGAGGAAUAGAUAUCUGGUGAGAUGUGGCGGCUGUUCUGGGUUGCUUAAGUUCUCUCCUAAAGAAAAAGCACCUACAGUCCCAUAUACUCCCAGAGUGUUGGAUUCAGACCCGAGUCUUGGUGAUGAUCAUGUUAGUAAUCAUCAGGAAGACCAGGAGGAUUCAGCUUCGGUAGAUCAUGACGAGUGUUGUCCUGAUGAGGGUCCAUUGUCAUGUCCAAACAAUGAUUGUGGAGGAGAUUUUGUCUGUAAAAGCAGCUUGCACACCCGAACAACGUGCCGUUGCGACAGCCUUCUCUCCGGUGUAGAGGAGGAUGAAAAUGAAACCAAGUCGAUAAAAGCAGUUGAAGUAUCCAAACUUUAUCUUGGGGAACAACUUCAACAAGAGGAGGAAACAGUACAUGAAAUGCUGUUUCAUUUGGAUCUGUCUCAAGACAAGCUUGAGCAAACCCUCGAAUCGGGUGAAUCUGAAGAAGAUAGAUCAUCUUGCAGUUCAGAUGCCAACGAAUGUUCAAGUAGAACGAUAAAACUCGACAGUGAGACUGCAGAGAACAAGCCAGGAGAUCACUCAGAGGAAAUGCAAGAUGAGGAUGACAAGAAGGGACUAACCUUCGAACCAUAUGCUCAUAUCUGCAGCACAAUGGGUCCAUCCGAAAUUGUGGGCUUGCGUCAUGCACUUGCAUUCUCCAAUGGCUUCACCACUGCAUCCCCAUAUGCUUUCUCCGCUCCGUUCGCCAAUCAACUCAUCGCCAUCUCUCUCAGACGUGCUGUUCUUCGGCAAAAACGGUUAACAAGGAAGAAAUGUCUGAUAUGUAGAUGCUAUUACAAGUACAGCUUGAAAAAUCUCAAGAGAGCACUAAGAGAUCUUUACUUGCGUUUCUACGAAUCUGACUCGGACCCUGAAUCUGUUUCUGCUUCCAAAUGCACCCCAAAUGGCUUCAUCCUGUUUGUGUUGGCCUCCAAUGGCGUGUUUGAACCAGAGGAGGCUAACGAAGACAGAAUAGAAAUCUGUCUCGGGGGAUCCCUCAAUGAUCAUAAAGAUUCAAAUGAAGCACUUGAACCUGAUGAUUACGCGGAAGAGAGAGUUGUGUCUCAUUUGGAGGAUGUCCCAGAGGAGGAUGAAAAUGAAACCAAGUCGAUAAAAGCAGUUGAAGUAUCCAAACUUUAUCUUGGGGAACAACUUCAACAAGAGGAGGAAACAGUACAUGAAAUGCUGUUUCAUUUGGAUCUGUCUCAAGACAAGCUUGAGCAAACCCUCGAAUCGGGUGAAUCUGAAGAAGAUAGAUCAUCUUGCAGUUCAGAUGCCAACGAAUGUUCAAGUAGAACGAUAAAACUCGACAGUGAGACUGCAGAGAACAAGCCAGGAGAUCACUCAGAGGAAAUGCAAGAUGAGGAUGACAAGAAGGGACUAACCUUCGAACCAUAUGCUCAUAUCUGCAGCACAAUGGGUCCAUCCGAAAUUGUGGGCUUGCGUCAUGCACUGUACACAACGCCAAGUUCACCUCUACGGUCACCUCUCACCUCACCAAUUCAUACCCCGGUUGGUUCCCCACGCUUUUAUCCACUGGGUUCCCCAGUGCAUUCUCCAAUGGCUUCACCACUGCAUCCCCAUAUGCUUUCUCCGCUCCGUUCGCCAAUCAACUCAUCGCCAUCUCUCUCAGACGUGCUGUUCUUCGGCAAAAACGGUUAACAAGGAAGAAAUGUCUGAUAUGUAGAUGCUAUUACAAGGUUUAGUCAAGAAGCUUUGCUCGACCUGACCGCAUAUUUCAAGACAUUAUCUGCAAAUCAUCUUUCCAUUGUUUUGUUUUGUAUGUAAAUGAGAAUUUGCAAGUUUUCCAGUGGGUAAAAAAUCAAUCUUUUUGAUAAAUAAAAUGCUUUUUCAGCGGC